This is a messenger RNA of Dufourea novaeangliae, 555 nucleotides long. It is a transcript of the gene mRpS18C, whose product is annotated as 28S ribosomal protein S18c, mitochondrial. Gene Ontology annotation, biological process: mitochondrial translation. Gene Ontology annotation, molecular function: small ribosomal subunit rRNA binding; structural constituent of ribosome. Gene Ontology annotation, cellular component: mitochondrial small ribosomal subunit; ribosome. The record is from RefSeq and is a predicted model, not a curated record. The coding region runs from base 74 to 511 and encodes 145 amino acids. The transcript has 3 exons. Lineage: Eukaryota; Metazoa; Arthropoda; Insecta; Hymenoptera; Halictidae.
AAGAUAUAUUGCCUAUGAUUCUGUUGUGUUUGCUACGCAAGCUUUUAUCUACGCGGUUUUUUAAUAACGUAAAAUGAUUUCUGCAUUUGUUAAUGCACAUACUGUAAGAAAUGUCACCAACAGAUUUCCGAGAUUUUUCUGUCGCAGUAAAAGUACCGAAGCAUGUAUUUCAUAUGAAGAAACAACGAACCUCACAACCAAUUCAGACUUGCCAACACUUUCUGAAAAUCCGUACAAAAAAGAGAAAAGACUAUGUAUUUUGUGUAAAUUAAAAAUAGAACCAGAUUAUAAGAAUGCACGUCUAUUAUCUCAAUUUCAAAGCAGUUAUACAGGCAGAAUUUAUGGUAAACACAUAACUGGACUAUGCGAUCGUAAACAAAAAAGGGUAGAAGAAGAAAUUGUGAAAGCACAAAAUGCUGGCUUAAUGGGAUAUAUGACAAAAGAACCAAAGUAUGUUAAUGAUCCAAAGCUAUUUAAUCCAGCUUUCCCAUUUAAACCACAUCCUUAUUAAAUGUAAAAUACCUAAUAAUAAAGUUGUAACUUUAAUUCUUUCAU